AUGUCUGCCACUCCCGUCUUCUCCAAGGACGCCGCUCCUCCUGCCGGUCCCUACUCUCACGCCAUCAAGACCCCCGCUGCCAUCUACUGCUCUGGCCAGAUCCCCUGCGACUCUGAGGGCAACCUUGUCGAGGGUACCAUCCAGGAGAAGACUGCCGCCUGCAUCAAGAACCUCAAGGCUGUCCUUGAGGCCGCUGGCUCGUCCAUCGAGAAGGUCGUCAAGGUCAAUGCCUUCCUUACUGACAUGAGCAACUUUGCUGCCAUGAACGAGGAGUACUCCAAGUGGUUCACCCACAAGCCUGCUCGCAGCUGCGUUGCUGUUUACCAGCUUCCCAAGGGUGUCGAUGUUGAGAUUGAGUGCAUUGCCCUCCCCUAA
This is a messenger RNA of Neurospora hispaniola, 375 nucleotides long. Its product is annotated as protein HMF1. The coding region runs from base 1 to 375 and encodes 124 amino acids. The record is from RefSeq and is a predicted model, not a curated record. NCBI's taxonomy places the organism in Eukaryota, Fungi, Ascomycota, Sordariomycetes, Sordariales, Sordariaceae. Gene Ontology annotation, cellular component: cytosol; mitochondrion. The transcript is spliced from 3 exons. Gene Ontology annotation, molecular function: deaminase activity.